This is a messenger RNA of Centrocercus urophasianus (Greater sage-grouse), 1326 nucleotides long. RefSeq names its product dopamine receptor D2 (gene DRD2). Gene Ontology annotation, cellular component: presynaptic membrane; glutamatergic synapse. The record is from RefSeq and is a predicted model, not a curated record. Bases 1 to 1326 code for a protein of 441 amino acids. Gene Ontology annotation, biological process: adenylate cyclase-activating adrenergic receptor signaling pathway; adenylate cyclase-inhibiting dopamine receptor signaling pathway. NCBI's taxonomy places the organism in Eukaryota, Metazoa, Chordata, Aves, Galliformes, Phasianidae. The transcript has 7 exons. Gene Ontology annotation, molecular function: dopamine neurotransmitter receptor activity, coupled via Gi/Go; G protein-coupled receptor activity.
AUGGAUCCCCUAAACCUCUCCUGGUACAACACCGGGGACAGGAAUUGGAGCAAGCCGCUCAACGAGUCCAGCGCAGACCAGAAGCCUCAGUAUAACUACUAUGCCGUGCUGCUCACCCUCCUCAUCUUCGUCAUUGUGUUUGGCAACGUGCUGGUCUGCAUGGCUGUGUCCAGGGAGAAAGCCCUGCAGACCACCACCAAUUACCUGAUCGUCAGCCUGGCGGUGGCGGAUCUCCUGGUGGCCACUCUGGUCAUGCCCUGGGUGGUCUAUCUGGAGGUGGUUGGGGAGUGGAGGUUCAGUCGGAUCCACUGUGAUAUCUUUGUCACACUCGAUGUCAUGAUGUGCACCGCCAGCAUCCUCAACCUCUGUGCCAUCAGCAUUGACAGGUACACGGCCGUAGCGAUGCCAAUGCUGUACAACACCCGCUACAGCUCCAAGCGCCGGGUCACCGUCAUGAUCGCCGUGGUCUGGGUGCUCUCAUUUGCCAUCUCCAGCCCAAUCCUGUUUGGCCUCAACAAGGCAGAUGAGAAGGAGUGCAUCAUCGCCAAUCCUGCCUUCGUCGUGUAUUCCUCCGUUGUCUCCUUCUACGUCCCCUUCAUCGUCACCCUGCUGGUGUACGUGCAGAUCUACAUGGUGCUCCGCAGGCGCAGGAAGCGCGUCACCACCAAGCGCAGCAGCCACGGCCUGGACUCGGACACGCAUGCGCCGCUGAAGGACAAAUGCACUCAUCCAGAAGACGUGAAGCUCUGCACAGUUAUUGUGAAGUCCAAUGGGAGUUUCCAAGUUAAUAAGCGCAAAGUGGUUCUCAUCCAGGAGGCAGAAAGUCACAUAGAGAUGGAAAUGGAGAUGGUGUCCAGUACCAGUCCCCCUGAGAGAACCAUUGCCAAGCCAGCAGCACCAAGCAACCACCAGUUGGUUGUGCCCAUCGCCUCAAGCCGGUGCACCUUGGACAGCCCUGGGAAAGUAGAGAAGAACGGACAUGCCAAAGAAAAUCUACACACAGCCAAGGUCUUUGAGAUCCAGUCCAUGCCUAAUGGCAAGACGAGGAGCACUCUUCUCAAGGCUAUGAACAGGAGGAAACUCUCACAGCAGAAGGAGAAGAAAGCCACCCAGAUGCUAGCCAUUGUACUUGGUGUUUUCAUCAUCUGCUGGCUCCCAUUCUUCAUCACUCACAUCUUGAACAUGCACUGCGAUUGCAACAUCCCCCCAGCAAUGUACAGCGCCUUUACGUGGCUUGGAUAUGUCAACAGUGCUGUCAAUCCAAUUAUUUACACCACCUUCAAUAUUGAAUUUCGCAAGGCUUUCAUGAAGAUCCUCCACUGUUAA